GGCCCGGGCGCUGUCUAUGAUCGAUCACGUCAUUGAUCCGAUGGUUUUUUGUCCUUCGAUUCCACUGCCAUCUCAACUCGCCGGCUGUGAUGCUGUUCUGUCCAACCUGUGCGAAUCUCUUGGUAAUUUCUUCGGAAAAAGGGUAUAAUAAAUGGGCAUGCAAUACUUGCCCAUACGAGUUCCCAAUAACGAAGCAGAUGACUUCAAGGACAAGGCUAAAACGAAAAGAAAUCGACGACGUUCUUGGGGGAGAUCAAGCUUGGGAACAUGCAGAUGCAACACAAGGUGCUUCGUGCGGUAAAUGUAACAACGACAAGGCGUAUUUCUAUCAGCUACAGAUCCGUUCUGCGGAUGAGCCUAUGACUACCUUCUAUCGAUGCACAGCUUGCACGCACCAAUGGAGAGAAAAUUGAUCGAAUAUGUCCAAGGCAUAGCGAUAUCAACAUAUGGAUCGCGAUCCUUGUGAUAUCUGCAUAGCAGGCACUUUAUAUUCACGGCAAGGCUGUUGCCUGGGUCUCGUCUUCAAGUUGAUGCGAAUGUAUCUUCCAGUAUAUCAACUUCUACCAAUUCCUCUAUGCAAAUUAAAUCACUUCUAAAAACGAUGAUGGGCGCGUUCUUUGCAGACCUAGAGUUACCGGGCGGACGCUAGGGAAACGGUUAUGCCUCGUUGGUGCUUGUGUAAUCCGGUUGUAUCUACAGGACAUCAAAGUGAAGAAUAAUAUAUACUCGCGCGGAUCCUCACUGCAUCCUGUUGAUCGAGGCCUGCCCAAGUAAAUGUAUACUUUGGAUUCACAUUUUCAG
This is a messenger RNA of Desarmillaria tabescens, 801 nucleotides long. RefSeq lists its product as uncharacterized. The transcript has 5 exons. Gene Ontology annotation, molecular function: nucleic acid binding; zinc ion binding. The coding region runs from base 90 to 413 and encodes 107 amino acids. The record is from RefSeq and is a predicted model, not a curated record. Gene Ontology annotation, cellular component: RNA polymerase III complex. NCBI's taxonomy places the organism in Eukaryota, Fungi, Basidiomycota, Agaricomycetes, Agaricales, Physalacriaceae. Gene Ontology annotation, biological process: DNA-templated transcription; termination of RNA polymerase III transcription.